AUAUAUGUAUACAUUACCCAAAUGAAGAAUUCUAUACACAGGAAAGAAACAGAUAGAAACGCGAGGCGCCGCUGGCAGAUUUUGUGAUUGCAAGAUUCACUGCAUUUUCCGUUUCCAUUUUACUUUCCCAAAUAUAAAACCCCCUUUCCUAAAUGUGUUAAUCCAAUCAAAGUUUUCGUGGUUUCCGAUAGUUUGCAAUUUCAACUGGAUAGGUAGAGAUUCUGCUGAGUGAAUAAAUGAUUUCGUGGUUUUUCUCCUUGUAUGAUAGAGAAGGCAAUGCAUACUAUGCUACAUGUUCUGCUUCUUAUUUUGCUUUGCGUCUGAGUUUGGCUGCUGGGCUAUUUGAAGGGACAACAUCUGGGAUGGCCUUGUGGCGUGUGGAUAGAUAGAUAGCCAUUUAGCCAUAUAAUUGAAGUUUAUGUAGGAAUAAUAUUUGCAGUUCCUGGAAACUGAAGAAUAUAAUAACGUUCUUCGGACUUUUGAUGUUAUCAAGUUAUUGGUUUCCUAGUUUUCUCUUAAGAGGAUAAAGACUGCUAUUUGGUUUGAUCAUUGUCACUCUAUUGCUAGAUAGUUAGUGCAUCAAAUUAGAGGUUGUGGGGGCUGAGUAAAGACUAAAACCACUAACCUGCUCUGUAAGUCAUGGGCUUGCCUCAAGUUCCAUCUGGAAAUGUAGCUGAUGAAGUGUCAACUUCGGUGAGCUCAAUGAUGCAGAUAGCCUCGCGGUUUGGAGCUGCAGGAAGCUUUGGUGUGAGUGAGAGGCACAUUAGGCAGUAUAACAAUCGGAUGACUAAUGACUUUCCGAGCUCUUGCUCUUCAUUUGGAGAACAUGCAAAGGGAUGUGGUGCAGUUAGUUUGCAUCAAGAUGGUGUGCCCAAUUUGCAAAAAAUGAGGAUUGGGUCCAUAGACAAUACUAGCUUCUUGUCGCGUCAUGGUGGCAAGAACAUUCAGGCUCCUGCUUCGAGGAUUGUGGGCUUUGAGCCUAACAAUCUGAUUAACUGUGUCAAUCAGUAUGAAGACAAGCAUCCUGAUAGCAUUCAUUUGUCUAAUGGAAAUAGUGUAACAGGCAAUACAAAUGAGAGCCCGAGUGCAAUGGUUAGGAAAAGACUAUUGUCGCCGUUGAAUGGCAUGGUUCUGCCUGAUGGAUUUAGAGGCGAGCGUCUGGAAAUUGGGAACACAUUCUACCCCGAGGAUUUCCACUUAAGAGGUGGUAGUUACAGGGUUACCGUGAAAGAGAAUAAAAAAGCUCACAUUUGUAACUUGGACCAUGACAGUCCUCCUAAUUGGUCUUCACCUAGUCCAUCUGAAGAAGAUUGUCAUGUCAACUGCAGGAUCAUCACCGAUGGGCCCUUGUUCAGUAAUCAUGGAUAUAUAUCUCAGAAUCUCCUCUCAUCAUACAAUGGUCUUACAUGUUCUAAUGGAAAAAUUGAAACACCCUCUAAGGAUAGAGCAGUGAGUAUAUCACGGGAUGCUUUUGUCUCCACUCCAUUGUCUCUAUCGCCUCUAGGACCAAGAUUUUGUGGGAGAGUAAGAAAUUCUCGAGGAUCUGGGGAUCCCAAACGAGAGUCUGAUGAGAGCUGUAUAACCUUUAAAGAUGUUGAACAGUCUCUAGAAGGAACUAUCUUGAGUUUUAUGUCAUCUCAGAGGGAUGAGAAUGUCAUUAUGUCAAGCAGAGGGCUUGGCGAUGAUGAAUAUUUCUCAUUGAACUUUGAUCAAUUAUCACCGGAGAGUUUGAUAUCCACUCGUGGACAUAAUAAAAAGUUUACUACUCAAAAUGCAAAAUUCGGUAGAUCACUGAGCGGGUUAUCAGUCAGAAGGUCGUUAGUUGGUUCAUUUGAGGAAUCACUGUUAUCUGGUAGGUUAGCUUCUGGAAUUUCCAACCAGAAAAUUGAUGGUUUCCUUGCAGUACUGAAUAUUACCGGAGGAAAAUUCUCACCUCAUCCCCAGAAACUUCCAUUUUCUGUAACUAGUGUUGAUGGUGAUAAUUACAUACUAUACUACUCAUCUAUAGAUCUUCCUAGACAUUCAUCUUCAAACAAAUGUGAUGGCCCAAUAUUGAAGAGAAGCCUCAGUGAGAAUGGCUCCUCUGAUGACAAAGCUCGACUGAGAAUACCUGUGAAGGGCCGGUUGCAAUUGGUCCUAAGCAAUCCGGAAAGAACACCAAUUCAUACAUUCUUCUGUAACUAUGAUUUGAGUGAUAUGCCAGCUGGCACAAAGACAUUUCUGAGGCAAAAGGCCACUUUGGCUGUGGAUAGAGGUGGACAGAGAGACACUGCCACUGGUGAAACAAAUGAGGGAUCAGUCCCCACGCUCUCGGUAUCAGGUUCUGGUGUUCUGCGGUAUGCCUUACAUCUCCGUUUUGUUUGCCCCCACUCGAAGAAGAGCUUAAAAAAUUGUAUGAAAUCUAAAUCCGUUCCAUCACCCCUACCGUCAAGUGACAAUAUGGACAGUCAAGGAGAACGCAGAUUUUACUUGUACAAUGAGAUGAGAGUCGUGUUCCCUCAGCGCCAUUCAGAUUCUGAUGAGGGCAAGUUGCAAGUGGAAUACGACUAUCCCUCGAACCCAAAGUAUUUCUAUAUCAGUCAGUAACGACCUUGAUUCGAUGAUUUCCCUAAUUUGGUUGUUUUGUAUAUAUUUGUACAUACAUGUUGUAGAUGCUGAUAAAUGGGUUAUCAAAACCCACAUCACAUGUAAAUUUAUGCCAAAAACUUGUUGAUUGUGUUGUACAGACUGCACAUUCAACAUCUAUUUAUCGACAAAAUAAAUUAAUCAUUUGGAGUAGAAA
Molecule: messenger RNA, 2782 nt
Organism: Salvia splendens (bonfire salvia)
Lineage: Eukaryota; Viridiplantae; Streptophyta; Magnoliopsida; Lamiales; Lamiaceae
Exons: 7
Coding region: 640-2586 (648 amino acids)
Source: RefSeq, a predicted model, not a curated record